Mycena citricolor is the source of this 363-nucleotide messenger RNA. Lineage: Eukaryota; Fungi; Basidiomycota; Agaricomycetes; Agaricales; Mycenaceae. The record is from the annotation of a GenBank genome assembly.
AUGUCAGGACAUCACCGCAUCACCCUCGCUGCCAAUCCCCCCUACUUCGAUGGCAACAAGUCCAAGUACCUGGGCUUUGUGGACGCGUGCACCACUUACAUCAGUGCCUAUCGGUCAGAGUUCUCGCUGGACAAAACAAAAAUCCUCUUCGUCCUGUCCUACCUCCGUAAUGAGAGUGGCACAAGCUGCACCGCCUCGAGAUGGGCGAUGAACUGGAAGCAACACAACUUCGAGGGCUUCCAAGGACUAAAGGCGGGAGUCACCACGACAAGCUUCUUGGAGGAGCUCCAGAGGGCCUUUGGGGAUUCUAACGCAGAGCAAGUCGCUGCCGCCCAACUCAUGGCCCUUCGCCAGGGCAGAUAG